GACACAGUAGUGCCCGCACAGAAGCUGUCACAGUUGAUCCUCAUCCUCUCAGCACAAGUCUGGAAAAUGUUGCUUCUUGGUUAUAUGAAGCUCUAUCAACACCAUCGCCUGAACCUUCAUCCUCUUCCCCAGACUUUAACUCAAGUGAUCAAACAGUGAGCAUAUCAGGGACUCAUGUACAGCUGAUAACAGGAGGACAAAGCAAAGCAGAGGAAUCAGAUGUCUUAUCAUCAAUCUCAUCUUUUGUCUACACCACAGUGACAACCAUCCUGGCAGAUGACAGAACUUCUCAGCAAAGUCAAACAGACUUCAAGACACCUAAACCUGGUAGGGAUGAGAAUGGCUUUGAGAUUAAGGUGCUGACCAAAGGAGCUGAGAUUUAUGAAUUGAUCCAAACCACCACAACUAAAGAUGGAGUCGCUCUAGGGCAUGAUCUGACUCAUCUUGCAGGGGACAGCACCAAGCCCCCUAAAAGAUUAGUCUCCCAUACAACAAAAUUGUCCUACCUAACACGCACAGAAGAUGGUAUCUACAUCAGGUCAUCUGACACUACCACUCCUGAUCUAAUUACCAAAUGGCCCAUGUCAUCAAAAAAGCCAGCAGUGUACAGAGGACCCCCAAAAAUUAUAUUAUUAUCACCUGGAAAAACAGUAGCUCUACCACCAAACUCUGUAACAGAAAUUGUUAGAGUGCCCUUGAAAGGUUUAAAUGGCACUACCAUGGUGCCUGGGAUAAUUUUGCAUCAAUCAGAAGAGAAACACUUUGACCAAAUAGUUAGACAAGAUAAUGAGAGCAGAUCGGUUGAAGAAGUUGUUUACUAUACUGGACAUCCACUGCCUGACGGUGGAAUACCUUUGUUUAGGGCACCAAAAAAUGAAUCAUCAGUUGACGGUGAGAAUGUUUUAACUAUACAUUCCCAUCCUGGAGGAGAUGACGCGCCAGGACAUAAGACUGGUCCCCUACAAAUCAAACUUACGGUCUACAAAGUUGUCAAGAAUGUUCUGAAUGUCAGUGAUGCCACCGCCAUGGAGGCUUACACGCGUGCGCGAGAAAUGCUGAGGAAAACGUUGGAGCAGCUGGCCAAGCUGUGGCAGCACUGUGUCAGGGGGGUGGCGGAUGUAGUGUAUGUGCCAGCAAACCAAGGUUUUGUUGACUACAGUGCCAGACUACAAAUUGCUUAUAAGAACAUUAGAAAGGCAUAUGAGUAUGGGAGAACAGUCCUGCGUAAGACCUACAACGAUGCCUCCUUACAACUGGCAGAUUAUUUCAACAGUUUAGCAAAUUACUUCAAGAACUCCUAUAAUUUCUAUUAUGACUUUCUGGAGGCCAGCACAAGACGGCGAAAAAGAUAA
Lymnaea stagnalis (great pond snail) is the source of this 1352-nucleotide messenger RNA. NCBI's taxonomy places the organism in Eukaryota, Metazoa, Mollusca, Gastropoda, Lymnaeidae. The record is from the annotation of a GenBank genome assembly.